UUCAUUCAAAUUUUAGGUUAUGUUUUGAAAAAAAUGGGAGAAUCAAUUCUAUAAAAAAUUGAAUAGUGCAAGUCCUGUGAUCUUAAUUGUAAAAUUGUAUUUUGCUAUGAAGUCGGUGUUAAUGGUGGCCGAGAAGCCAUCGUUGGCGGCUUCUUUGGCUAGCAUUUUAAGCAACGGUUCCAAUUCAACACGAAAAGGCUCUAAUGGCGUUUGCUCUGUCCAUGAGUGGAACGGAACAUUCCAAGGAACUUCAGCUAGAUUUAAAAUGACUUCGGUUUGUGGUCAUGUAAUGGGUGUAGAUUUUAUAAGUAAGUACAACAACUGGGAUCGCGUUGAUCCAGUUGAACUCUUCUCAUGCCCCAUUGAAAAGAAAGAGGCAACUCCGAAGUUUAAAAUGCCGGCAUUUUUAAGUAAUGAGGCUAAAGGGUGUGAAAACCUUAUUUUAUGGCUUGAUUGUGACAAGGAAGGUGAAAAUAUUUGCUUUGAAGUGAUGAAUUCUGUAGCAAGAAGUAUGGCGGGAGACGUGUAUUCUAGAAAGGUGACAUAUAGGGCUCGGUUUUCCGCAAUUACAGAUAGAGAUAUAAAAGCCGCUUUUAAUAACUUAGCUCAUCCAAAUGAAAAUGAAGCCAGAAGUGUUGAUGCCCGACAAGAACUGGAUUUACGAAUCGGAUGCGCAUUUACUCGCUUCCAAACGAAGUUUUUUCAAGGUCGUUACGGCGAUUUAGAUUCGUCUCUAAUAUCAUAUGGCCCUUGCCAGACUCCUACUUUAGGCUUCUGUGUACAACGACAUGAUCAAAUUCAGACUUUUAAGCCUGAACCUUAUUGGGUUAUCAAAGCUGUUGUUAAGACGAAAGAUGGCGAUGACGUCAAUUUAGAAUGGAAAAGAGUUCGAUGUUUUGAUAAAGAAGUAGCCAAUAUGUUUCUUCAACAGAUCAAGGAUCAAAAAGAAACGAGGGUUAUAAGCGUCGUAUCUAAAGAAAAAGCAAAAAGCCGCCCUGUAGCUCUCAACACAGUAGAAUUAAUGCGUGUAGCAAGUUCUGGUUUAGGAAUGGGACCGCACCAUGCAAUGCAAAUUGCCGAAAAAUUAUACACUCAAGGAUACAUAAGUUACCCUAGAACAGAAACCACUCGAUAUCCAGAAAACUUCGAUUUAGUAGGUGUAUUACACCAGCAACAAAACAGCCCCGAAUGGGGAGACGAAGUGAAGGAAAUUCUUUCGAAAGGUGUUAACAGACCCAAGCAGGGUCAUGACGCUGGAGAUCAUCCUCCAAUAACACCUAUGAAAUUAGCUUCAAGAAAUGAGCUAGAUACAGAAUCGUGGAAAUUGUACGAUUAUAUUACGCGUCAUUUCAUAGGAACUCUUGCUCGAGAUUGUAAAUAUUUGAGUACUACAGUGACGGUUAUGAUAAAUGAAGAAACUUUUACUGCUACCGGAAAGACUCUUCUUGAUCCAGGAUAUACAACAGUAAUGACCUGGCAGGCAUUUGAUAAAAAUGAAAUUGUUCCAAAUUUGAAAGAGAAUGAGUUGGUGCCGAUUAAAGAUAUGCGUUUGACUGAACAUCAAACAUGCCCGCCAGAUUAUUUAACGGAGGCUGAGUUGAUUACUCUGAUGGAGACUCAUGGUAUUGGAACAGAUGCAUCGAUUCCUGUGCACAUUAACAAUAUAUGUCAAAGGAAUUAUGUUACCGUUACCUCUGGUAGGAGGUUAAAGCCUACGACGUUAGGAAUUGUAUUAGUGCAUGGAUAUCAAAAAAUUGAUGCAGAACUAGUACUACCGACAAUGAGAUCUGCAGUCGAAGAACAACUCAAUCUAAUCGCUUUAGGUAAAGCGAAUUUCCAUGCAGUGCUCAAACACACUGUAGAUAUAUUCAAAUUGAAGUUUCAGUAUUUUGUGAAAAAUAUUGAUGGAAUGGAUCAGUUGUUUGAAGUUUCUUUUUCUCCGUUGAGUGCAUCAGGGAAAGCGCAUUCGAGAUGUGGCAAAUGUCGCAGGUAUAUGAAGUAUAUUCAGGCGAAACCACCGAGACUGCAUUGUCCUCAGUGCGACGAAACCUACAGUUUGCCUCAGAAUGGAACGGUAAAGUUAUUUAAGGAACUUAAAUGUCCAUUAGACGAUUUCGAAUUGUUAUCGUGGACUAUGGGAAAUAAGGGAAAGAGUUUUGUCUUUUGUCCUUAUUGUUAUAACCAUCCACCUUUCAAAGAUAUGAGAAAAGGCAAUGGUUGUAAUUCUUGUUCUCACCCUACGUGCCCGUACAGUUUGAACACGAAUGGUGUAUGCAGUUGUGUUGAAUGCGAGUCAGGUGUUUUGGUUUUGGACCCUUCCUCAGGUCCAAAGUGGAAACUUGGUUGUACAAGAUGUGACACCAUCGUCUGCUUAUUCGAUGACGCCCAAAAGAUCACCGUUUUGUCAGAAGUAUGUGAUUGUGGAGCUCAAUCAGUUAAUGUCGAAUAUAAACCAGAGAAAUCAAAACUCCCGAAUUCAGUAACUGAAAUGAAAGGAUGUGUAUUUUGUACUACCGAGUUUGGCAAACUUGUGGAUAAGCCUAAAACUGCUGUUAAUGUAAGACCUAGACAGUUUAGAGGUGGCAAAGCUCCCAAUAGAGGCAGAGGUAGAUCUAGAGCGAAACCGAAAGAUAAAAUGGCCCAGCUUGCGGCCUACUUUGUGUAGAUCUCGAUUAAAAACGAUUAAUUAAUUUAUAUCCGUAAUUGUUGUAGUUAUACAUGUAUUAAGAAUUUACGAAUAUAUAAUUUUAUUUCUA
This is a messenger RNA of Zophobas morio, 2756 nucleotides long. RefSeq names its product DNA topoisomerase 3-beta-1. Gene Ontology annotation, biological process: DNA topological change. Gene Ontology annotation, molecular function: DNA binding; DNA topoisomerase type I (single strand cut, ATP-independent) activity. The transcript has 9 exons. Gene Ontology annotation, cellular component: nucleus. Bases 107 to 2665 code for a protein of 852 amino acids. The record is from RefSeq and is a predicted model, not a curated record. NCBI's taxonomy places the organism in Eukaryota, Metazoa, Arthropoda, Insecta, Coleoptera, Tenebrionidae.